This is a messenger RNA of Maniola jurtina (meadow brown), 5208 nucleotides long. RefSeq names its product aminopeptidase N (gene superdeath). The transcript is spliced from 14 exons. Gene Ontology annotation, biological process: peptide catabolic process; proteolysis. The record is from RefSeq and is a predicted model, not a curated record. Bases 165 to 3173 code for a protein of 1002 amino acids. Gene Ontology annotation, cellular component: cytoplasm. Lineage: Eukaryota; Metazoa; Arthropoda; Insecta; Lepidoptera; Nymphalidae. Gene Ontology annotation, molecular function: peptide binding; metalloaminopeptidase activity; zinc ion binding.
GUUACUAGUAUAAUACCAACCACGACGCGGCACGGGUGUCUGCGAGUAUCAGACAAAUUCCCGCCACACGAAAAGAAAAAUAAAUCUCAAACGGUCGAAAUCACGAAAACUCAGACAAAGAAAACAAUGGAUGUCGUGUUCAAAGAUGCCAGAAUGAUGCUGUGAUGACCCAAGGACGAGAACCGCUGACAAUAAUGGACGGCAAUCUCCAAACAGACUUCUCUACCAAAACGAAAAGAGGUGUCUACCUUUCCAAAAGUCUCGCCUUCGUCAUACUCGUCAUAUUCGCGCUCGCACUAGUCGCCACCGCAUUCAUAGUGUACAACUUCGCAGCCUGCCCGAGGACUGAUCAUUUAGCUAACGUUACUAAAUAUGAACAAUUGUGUGAUCAAUCCAAGUUAUCAGUUAUACCUUUAAGUACAGAAAAUAGUAAAAGUGUUACAGCAUUAGAAAGCACAACUAAUGUAGCCGAAUCGACAAGUGAUUACGGAAACUCUGUAAAAGAUGUUCGACUGCCGAAUAACAUUAAACCGGAUAGAUAUUUCUUAAGGCUUACUCCAUAUAUUUUUGAAGGUAAUUUCACAUUUGAUGGUGAAGUCAGUAUUGUUAUAACGAUCAAAAACAAUACCAAAUCAGUCACGUUUCAUGGUGUAGAGUUAAAUUUUCAUAAAAUUGAGCUAUAUACGAAAGUGGAUGGUAAAGAAGUAAAGAUUGUAAGAAGAACAGAAGACGUUCCGAGACAGUUUCAGAUAUUAAGCACCGUAGAGGAACUGAUCGCCGGACAACAGUAUGUGUUGAAUAUAUCUUACACUGGAAUUCUGAAUGACAACCUUCAUGGCUUCUACAGAAGUUCGUAUGAAGAGAAAAAAGACAAAAGAUGGAUAGCAGUGACACAGUUCCAAGCCACGGACGCCCGGCGCGCGUUUCCGUGCUGGGACGAGCCCGCGCUGAAGGCAAGGUUCAGCAUCAGCAUCGCCAGACCCAAUAACCUCACCUCCGUCUCCAAUAUGAACAUUGUUGCCAAACAGCCACACGCUACAUUGCUCGACUACACAUGGGACCAUUAUGCUGAAUCUCUACCAAUGUCGACAUAUUUAGUAGCUUUUGUAGUUACUGAUUUUGGUAAUAUAAGUGAUAGUAAGAAUAAUUUCUCAGUUUGGGCGAGAAAGGAAGCCUUGCCAUCUGCAGCAUAUGCAUUGGAAAUAGGACCAAAGAUUUUGAAGUUCUUGGAAGAAUACUAUAAAAUAAAGUUUCCAUUGCCAAAGAUAGAUAUGGUAGCAUUGCCGGAUUUCAAAGCUGGAGCUAUGGAGAACUGGGGAUUACUGACUUUUAGAGAAAUAGCCAUGCUCUACGAUACCAGCAUAUCUCCAACUACUGCUAAGGCUCGAGUGGCAUCUGUGGUAGCUCAUGAGAUCGCACAUCAGUGGUUCGGAAACUUGGUUACACCGGCUUGGUGGUCAGACAUUUGGCUGAAUGAAGGUUUCGCCAGUUACGUUGAAUAUGUUGCUGUUGAUGCGGUUGAGAAAAGUUGGAAAUUAAUGGAAGUCUUCGUCCUUAAUGAAGUACAAAGUGUUUUUAAACUGGAUGCCUUAACGUCGUCUCAUCAAAUAUCUGUAGAAGUCGGAAACCCUGAGGAAAUAGGAGCGAUAUUUGACAAAAUAUCUUAUGGAAAAGGAUCAGCAAUCCUCCGGAUGAUGAACCACUUCUUAACGGAUGACGUCUUUAACGCUGGUAUCACUGAUUAUCUCAACGCAAAAAAGUAUGGAGACGCAGAACAGAGGGAUCUAUGGAGUGCCCUCACGAAUGCAGCGAGAGAAAGGAAAGCAUUCGACGCAGAUGUUGGUGUAGUCAUGGACUCUUGGACUUUACAAACCGGCUUUCCCGUUUUGACUAUCACGAGGAAUUAUAAAAAUGGAACGAUUACUUUUAAUCAGGAAAGGUUCGUCUUAAUAAACAAUACACUAAAUGGAAACAACUCUUCAGUUUGGUGGAUUCCUGUUUCUUAUACGACCGCUUCAGAAAAAGACUUCGAAUCAACCCGACCUAAGUUAUGGUUAAGAGGAGAAAGGUCCAUAGUUGUUAAUAACAUAACCGUUGGUGAAAAUGAUUGGCUGAUUGGAAACAUACAACAAACAGGCUUUUACCGAAUCAACUACGAUCAACGAAAUUGGAAAUUGUUGAUCAAAGUUCUAAACGAUCAGUCACGUUUUCAAGAGAUACAUCCAAUAAACCGAGCUCAAAUCAUCGAUGACGCGAUGAACUUGGCUUUGUCUGGACAUUUGGACUAUAGAACUGCUUUGGACAUCACAAGUUAUCUAUCACAUGAGAAGAGUUAUGUGCCUUGGAAGGCAGGCCUUGUUGCUUUGGGUUAUAUUGAUACCAUGCUGUCUAAGGGAGCGUACUAUCUAGAAUAUAAGAGAUACGUCCUACGGCUCUUAAGUGAUGCAGUUCAAGAGCUAGGUUGGGAGAUCGCGACGAACGAAAGCGUGGUGCGCGCGCAGCACCGAGUGGACCUGCUGUCCACCGCCUGUCACCUGCAGCACGUGCAGUGCUUGGAGCACGCUGUCCGCAUGUACACCAACUGGAUGCUGACACCAAACCCCGACGCUUACAAUGAUAUACAUGCUGAUCUCCGUAGUACGGUAUACUGCGUUGGAGUCCAAGCAGGGAACGCCAGGGAGUGGAAUUUUGCCUGGGAACGAUUCCUGGCUGUCAGCGUACCUUCUGAGAGAGAACUGUUGCUUUCUGUACUCGGAUGUACCAGGGCCCCAUACUUGCUUUAUAGAUAUUUGGAUUUAUCACUCAGAAACGAUAGCGGUAUUCGGAAACAAGACACAGUGAGGGUGUUCUCAGCCGUCGCCAGUUCUUCUAUCGGAGAGCCGAUAGCUUUCAACUUUGUUAGAGCCAAUUGGCAGCGGUUAAAGGAAUAUGUUGGAUCUGUUUCUACAUUAAAUUCAAUACUCAAGGUGGUUACAAGAAGACUAAAUCAAGUUCAUGAAUAUGAGGAGCUUAAGCGAUUCGUGGCAGAGUCAUGCAGUGACUUAGGCCGACCAGUGCAGCAAGUGCUAGAGAGGACGGCUGCCAACGUGCAAUGGAUGGAAAACAACUACCAGAGCAUUGUCAAUUGGCUGCUAGCUAUAGAUAAAACUUCACCUAGAGUUACCGAUGCGUGAUUGAUAGAUUAACUAAGUGUUAAUAAUUAUAUCGUAAGUACAAUAGUUGGCAAAACACUGGAUCGCUCAUUGCCAUAACAUUCUACUAGUCAUAAUAUUAUCAUUACGAUUUCCUUAGGGCCGGCGCACAUUAUGGCGGAGCGCAGCGCAGAGCAUUUUUCACAGUCAAAAUAUUAUCGACAUUGUCCUCAUUGAAAUAAUAUCUAAAAUCAAUUGUGCAUCUGUGCGAAUACUCGCGCAUCUGUGCGCAGUCCCGCGCGUGUUCGCGCAUUCUCCUGUAGAAAUUCGCGUAAUGUGUCACGAGAUUAGAAAACUUCGCGGGCAUGCUCUCCGCUGCGCUCCGCCAUAUGUGCGCCGGCCCUUACUCUGAGGAAGGUAUUAUAAUAAUUAUUUAUCUGACAUACUAAGCAACUGUACGAAAACGUUUAUAGAUAAUUCGGCAAUUCUUAUUCAAUUAUGUAAGUAUGGUGCACGACAGGUCCAGAUGGCAAUCGGGGCGGGGACGCCCCGCACACCUGCACAGCCCCCGUGCUGACCCGUCGCAGGAUAGCGGGGGUGACGUCUCAUAACCCGAUCACCAUCUCGACCUGUCGCGUAAUACAAGUCUUCAUUUGCCGAUAUGGUUUUUAACUCUGUAGAAUUCUGAUUUCUCUUAAUGUAAUCAGAGAUAAAACAGUUCCCAUAAAAAGAUAACAAAUGUAAUUAAACCAUAAAAUAGGCUUUGGCCUCUAAGGGUUCAAUUUAUAUGGAGGCGGAGACAGUUCAGAAGCUUAAUAAUUACUUACAGGGGUCCGUUUGCAUCCUUAAGGUGCGGAACCUGUGUGAAACACUAAAAACUACUUCGCAUCAGAAUCAUAAUAUGCUACCUAAUCUGAGUUUUAUAGGUAAAUACCCACAUAUUAUAUCUUGCAUCUAGAUGUAUGCGCCUACCUAUGUAGAAAACCUUCUCAGAAAAACUUAGAUAUUAGGUACAUAGUGACAAUACAGUUAACUUCGGAAAAUGGAAACACAAACGUUGCCAAAUAUUAAUAGUAGGUACUUAGUUACCUAUGCUUAUUGAUAAUAAGAUUUCUUAGUCUAAUUUAUUAUUUGUACUGUUUUUAUUAAAUAAAAUAAAUGUGUCUAGCUUUAAUGUAUGGGAUAUAUUGUACGAUUUUACACUGAAAGAUAUUAUUUUUGGUACCUAAUUUUAUCAUUAUUUCAGUCCCGCCUUUAUUUGCAGGUAGGUAGGUAGUGUUUUAAGGGCUAUUACGCACUGCGUCCGACCCGAACCCGUGAAAACACGUCCCGAAGUAGUCAUAGAACUAUUAAUUGUAUGAUAGCCUACGCACUAGCUCCAACUACCGUCAGCCGAGUUGUCUCAGUCAUCAUCCGUGAGAAUAUCUCGGAUGUGCCUCGGAUUUAAAUCGGACGUAUGGCAUAAAUAUUAUGUCAAAAUAGCUUGGAUUUGUAUCAGAGAUCGGAAUAGUGCAAUAUCCGAUUUCGGUCUGACUUUUUUAUCCGCAUUUUCACGGACUCGGAUCGGACGAGUGCGUAUCCGCUCUUACUCUACCUAUCUAUAUUUACUAUCAUCAUAGUGUAAUAUAAAAUGCUGUAUCACAUUUUUAGUUUUCAUAGGUACUUACCCCCCAUAUAAGAUAGAGCUCGUUCCUAAGCCCUAAUUCAGACGAGUGUUAAAAAGGCGUUGCGUCAAAACCCGGCGCGGUUGUGCUGGAAAUACAAUGCGCGAUAAACAAGCGUUGUCGUGUGAACAGUUACUUGGGAAUGCAUUUGUUCUAUUUGAACGCUUUUUUAACGGACGACGUUAAAAAAGCUCUCGUAUGAAUGGGUCCUAAUUUCAUGCAAAAAUUAUAAUAUAUGUACCCUUGGCUUUGACAUUGUACUUUAUCAUAAAUUUAACCUACUGAUAAUGCUUAAUGAGGCAUGUUGCGAUGAAGCCAAGCGUGAAGUUGGAAAGAGAUAACAAACACUUUAGAAUAUUGUAAGUAUUUCAAUUAAAUAAAAUUGAUGGUCAUGUUUACAUUAUUAAACCCCA